Salvelinus namaycush (lake trout) is the source of this 829-nucleotide messenger RNA. RefSeq lists its product as uncharacterized. NCBI's taxonomy places the organism in Eukaryota, Metazoa, Chordata, Actinopteri, Salmoniformes, Salmonidae. The transcript is spliced from 2 exons. The record is from RefSeq and is a predicted model, not a curated record. The coding region runs from base 26 to 829 and encodes 267 amino acids.
CAGACAUGAGUUUAGUGCCAGGUGCAUGGAUAUCACAAAUUGGGUGAUGGAGUCUACAUCCACUGUGGUUAUUCCCGCCCUUGACCUCACCAUGCAGAUAGAGCUCUCUGAUUCGUCAAGCUCUUCUGGAUCAGGAAGUAAUGAGGCAAGAGAAGUGACUUCUCUUGGCCGCAGCGUCAGAUUCAGCUUUAGUGGAGGACCCAGUAGGCGCACCAGUUCUAGAACCACUUGCAGCACACGAACUCCCACCCCUUUCCCCUCCUCUCAUAGGUCCAUGACUUCCUUGCUGAGUGAGGAUGAAGAGCGAUAUGUCUCCUCACCUGAGGGUGGUGAUAGAGAGAUGAGACACAGACCCCACUCAGCACCACUGAGAUCUGUGUUUGGAAUCUCUGAGGAUUCUGUCUUCAACAUGGUCCAGAGCGGCCAGUCGCAGAGUGACAUCGUACUGUCGUCCAGUUGGAGUAGACGGGAGAAAUACAGACCUGUCAAAAUACCAACGGACACCAGGUUUAUGAUGGGUAUUGUAGAGUUGGUUAUGAACCUUCUCAACUCCAGAUUGGCUGAGCUAAUGCGAAGUCUCAGUCAGGGAACUCUAGGUCCGCUGUCUGGUAGUUACUCAGCAAGUCAGCAGUUUGCCCAAGAGAUGCUAAGCAUGGUGUCUGCUAAGAUGUAUUCCCAUGCCAUAGAGCAUAUUGCGCAUGGCCACAAGUCUCCCCUUGAGUUAGAGAGGGACCUUGAGGCCAUAUUGGGUCCUCUGGCUGGACAGGUUAUAGUCAUCAUCAUAGAUAGCAUCUUCAAGGCUAAAGCCAACGGAGGAAACAAGGGGUGA